Molecule: messenger RNA, 2613 nt
Organism: Mercenaria mercenaria
Lineage: Eukaryota; Metazoa; Mollusca; Bivalvia; Venerida; Veneridae
Product: putative tyrosinase-like protein tyr-1
Exons: 4
Coding region: 90-896 (268 amino acids)
Molecular function (GO): oxidoreductase activity
Source: RefSeq, a predicted model, not a curated record
CAUUAGUAUUAUGUUAUUUUGUUAUGUUAAAAUAACAGGAUGUUACAACAGGCGAUGGUCCUUAUUUCCAAAACGUCCAUAACAUUGAAAUGCUGCAUGAUGGUGUUCACGACUGGGUUGGUGGAGACAUGGACGAACUGCCCUUCUCCGCCUUUGAUCCGGUCUUCUAUAUGCACCAUGCAUUCAUUGAUUAUAUAUGGGAAACAUUUAGAAAGCAUCAGCAGAAAAGCUGCAAUAUUAACCCUGAAACAGACUGGAGACCAGAAAAUGACCUAUGCCAAAAGGAUCGUGAAGAUCAUGGACCAAACGACGUAAUGUAUGGUUAUACCCAUCUCCGUAACAUUGAUGGCUGUUGGAAUAACUUGACAAAAGUAUUUUAUGACUACGAAGAGCAACCAAAAUGUCCAAAUUGUGGACAUUCGGAGUACCUUUACUGCGAAACGGCAUCUGAUCCCAGUUUCCCCGAAGGAAUAUGCCUCACAAAAACAAAGGAAGCAUGUACAAUGAAUGACAAUUCUUUAACCUACGGGAAUAACUUUGAAGUACAGAGCGUUUUGUCGCAUUUUCCGACAGUUCCUAAUGUUGACUUGCUUAAAGGCAUGGCUGGCGACGGGAGAAGCAGGGAUAUGUCCUUGAUAGAAAGCAACAAAAUCUUACAGGCAGAAAUAGCAAAGGGUGUAUCGAACAACUGGAGCAAAACUGUAAUUGUAAAAGUAAAUAACUCGUUUCUCUCUCGCUACAGCAUUAAGGACCCAGACGGAAAACCAGACAGUCAAGAAUACACAUUGUCUCUGCAGGAAUGCACGAGCGGAUGUGUCGGGCUGACAGUGAUUGGACUGGCUGCCAUAGCGCUGCUUAUGUUUACAAUCAUAGGACUUUGCUUUGUUAACAGAUAAAAGGAGUUUAAGCGGUUAUUGUUUAUGGAAAUAUACAUUACCAUUUGUAACACCAAAUAUUGUUUUUUUUUUUUUUUACAUUUGUAUUUCUGUCAAAUACUGAUAUAUUUUAUCGAGUUUAAGAUUAUUUUUUACAUAUACAUUUCUGUCAAAUAUUGAUAUAUUUCAGCGAUUUUUAGAUUCAUUAUUUAAUAAUCAUUUUAUCAUUGAUGAAACACGACGAAGGAAAAAAAUGAAACUGUAUUCAUUUAGCCUUGACAGUAACAAAGCAUUAACAUCAAACGUCACGUAACGGGUACAUUUUGCUGCUGGACGCUUUGAACUUAUAGUGCCAUCUGCAAACCAUUACCUUCCGCAGGUGGAAAAUAUGAAAUAUGACCAUAACAUCGGAGUUGAUGCACUUAUUACGAAACUGGAUUUUAGUUUUUGUGUAGUUAUUACUGAUUGUUUUUCCUUACCAUAUUUCAUAGAAACAAAGUAAUCAUUCUACAGUAUGAUCUAUUUUCACUGAAAGAAAAUAUCAAAAUUAGAAAGAAACACAAACAACUGUGGUAUUAGAAGUUAUUUUCCUAAGUAUUACCAGUUGUGAAACUGUUUCAAAACAUGUACACUUUCAUUUACAUAAUACUGCUAUAUGAUACAGGUUUUCUUUCAAUGUAUAUGAACCAAGGUAAGUUCUUAUGACACAACAUAUUGUUAAAAAAGAUGUUUUAUGUUCUCCACGAACUACACCAUCGGCAGGCAAGUGUAUAUUUGUUAGGCAAGCUUUAUAUUUCCAUACACAAUAAUCUUAAUAAUUGUGUAAAAUUUGAUACCUGCGAAAUGAAAAUUCACUUAAAGAGAUGUAACAAAAUGUUUAUGAUUUAGCUAUAUUCACAAAACUAAUAAAUAUUUUACAUUUGAUAAUUUUAUUUAGAUACUAAAAUUACACUCGCAUGCAUAAAUUCACACCGAUGUGUGACAUUUAAUUUGAAAUCACUCUUAUGUUAUGAACUUGUUGUGGUUUAUCUCUUUCAACAGACCACCCAUGCCUAAAAACCACCAAGUUUUUCCACCCUUUGUACAUUUUAUGAUUUAUGCUUUCAUUUAUAUAUAUUAUAUGUACGUUUUAUUUCACUAAUAUGUUGGAAAAGGCAGAUUCUUUAUGACAACAGAGUUAAGAGAUAUUUCGUUACACACCUAUAAUGCAAUUUUGCAGCCUAAUGAUCCAUAAGAACAUAUCUAUGAUGGGUGUGAAGAAAGCUCUUUCCUGUUUAGCAAACAGCUAUAUAAUCGUAACCAAAUUUCUGUUGUUUUGCAUCAUUUUACAUCAGUCAUAAACUAUUGUAUCUACAUAUAUUAGUUUUUUCCCGGUAUUUAGACUCAAUUCUAUUAUUUCAUUAUCAUUUUGGUCCAACAAGUCCAUCUAAUGUUUAAGGUAAUUUUAACAGAUUCAUUCUAUUCGUCAUGUCGGCUACACUGGUUUACUUUCCCAUUAGAUAAGAACUUUCUUUUACACCAUUAUGUAACCAUAUUAGGAAAUUACCUCAUAUUAUCAAGUAACAUGAUCACUUUCAGAUUGGAAGCACAGUGCUCAGUGAGUAACAUGACGAAAAUGGCCAUGUUACUUUUCCGACUGUUUAUUAAAGGAUUUUGCCUCAAUAUUUACCUUUAGCCUACAGACAGCUAGUUUUAAAAAUUGUUAUAAAAGUUUUGUUAAUAAAUGCAUUAUCAUUUC